AUGACUCUCCUCGAUUCCCCCACCAUCGAUUGCGUUCAACAACGCAUCAAACGGAAGCUCGAAGAUUUCAUCGACGAUGACCUCUCCUCCUCCGACUUAGUCUCCGUCAGGAUGAGAAAAGACGAUCCUAACCCCGACUCCCCUUCUUCCACUGCCACCCUCAAUUCCUUCCCUGAUCAAAUCACCACUCAUCAUCCUCAUUUCCAACCUAGGGCUUCUUCCAGUUCCAUUUGUUCUUUCCCCAAUUUCACCCAAUUCUUCGUUCGGAUGAUCUCAGGGGGUAAAACCCUAGUUCUCCAUGGAAACCCUGAAGAUAAAAUCAUGUCGAUCCACGAGAAAAUCCAAUCCGCCACUGGAAUUCCCUUGAUGGAGCAAAGGUUAAUUUAUGGCGGGAAGCAGCUUCACUGGGAGCAAAGCCUGUCUCAGUGUGGGAUCACAAACGACUCUGGGUUGCAUUUGGUUGGUCGAAUGCGAAGCACGGGACAUCCGCAAGCUUGGCAAGUCGUCGAUGAUUUAGUUUCCGUCAUCUGCAGGCUGUGUAAAGGCGAAAGAGGGGUUUGCAUAAAGUCUGUCAAAUCCAGGUUAAUGGAAUUCUUAAACAUGACACCCAAAGACGGAAUCGACCAUGCCGCUCCUUACCUGAAUAUAUUUCUCUCUUCAUCCGCCAUUGCAGCACUGGUAAUGCUUUACAUGUCACCCCAUACGGGCAACAAAGAAUGUGCUGAAGACUCGAUUCAGCAUUUCAUCAAAUCCAGUAGGAACGUGUUACCAAGACCUAUAUAUCCUGAGUUCGCACCUAUAGUAUUAGAGUUUUGUAAAUUGCUUGGUAGAGCUACUGCCCGUGAUGAUCCUCUAUAUAAACUAUGUCGAAGUAGUCUAGGAUCAAUGGUGGAGCACGUCAAAAUAGGUAGAAAUUCAAAAUACUACGAUGGUAGUGGCUACAAAAAGAUGGUCAUAGCAGUUCAAGAGAUUUUUCCAUUUGUAGACGAGCUUGCAAAGAAGCUAUCUGAAGCAUUUGUGCGACCUCUAAAGGAUGCAAUCGUUAGCCAGGUACCUUUUGGGACUCUCAUUCCAAUGCCAUACAAUCAAAACCUCCCUUGCUACAGUGAUGAAGUCAAAUUUCUUUACAUGCUGUUUUAUGACUUAUUGUCAAACCUGCAAUUGUGUCUGAAUAAAGUGGAGGAUGUUGUAAAGAAAGAGAAAGGAGAUGGUGGGUGGGAUCAAUACCUUUCUAUCUUAAAAGAGCUGCAUUACAUUUCUGAACUAUAUCAAGGUGCAGAAGAUUACUUUUGGACGAAUUUGAAAUCUUAUAAAGCUUCUCUAUGUUAUUUAAUCGUUCGAUAUGCGAAAAGGGGUGAUGAUUAUAAAUGGAUUCUUGAUCAUAAAGAUCUCACAGACUUUGAAUCUAGAAGACAUCUAGUUAUGAUGUUGCUUCCAGAAGUAAAAGAUGAAUAUGAAGAGCUUCAUGAGAUGCUUAUCGACAGAUCACAAUUGUUAUCAGAAUCUUUUGAGUAUAUCGCACGUGCAGAUCCUGACACUUUGCGUGGAGGGUUAUUUAUGGAAUUUAAAAACGAAGAAGCCACUGGUCCAGGGGUAUUAAGGGAAUGGUUUUUCUUGGUUUGUCAAGCUAUCUUUAAUCCCCAAAAUGCCCUUUUCGUUCCUUGCCCAAAUGAUCGAAGAAGAUUCUUCCCAAAUCCAGCAUCUAAGGUGGACCCAAUGCACCUUGACUACUUUAGCUUUGCAGGGAGGGUGAUUGCACUUGCAUUGAUGCAUAAAAUGCAAGUUGGGAUUGUAUUUGAUAGAGCAUUUUUCCUACAGUUAGCAGGAAUGAAUGUCUGUUUAGAAGAUAUAAAAGAUGCAGAUCCGUAUCUAUACAACAGUUGCAAACAGAUACUGGAUAUGGAUCCAUGUGCAGUUGACGAAGAUACCCUUGGGUUAACAUUCGUUUGGGAGAGUGAAGAGUUAGGUUCCAUGAAAGUUCUAGAACUUCUUCCUGAUGGAAAACAGAUAACUGUAAACAGUAAAAACAGAAAGGAGUAUGUUGAUCUUUUGAUUAAACAUCGGUUUGUGACAUCUGUUUCACAACAGGUAACACAUUUUGCUCGAGGAUUUGCAGAUAUUGUUACAGAUGAAGAGAUUCAAAAACGUUGUUUUAAAAGCUUAGAGCUUGAAGAUCUUGAUGGAAUGUUACAUGGUAGUGAAAGUGAUGUUUCUGUUGAUGAUUGGAAGGCACAUACAGAAUAUAAUGGAUAUAAAGAUACAGAUCCACAGAUUUAUUGGUUCUGGAAGAUUGUGGGGGGAAUGAGUGCGGAGCAACGGAAGGUUCUUCUGUUCUUUUGGACAUCAGUGAAGUAUCUGCCAGUGGAAGGGUUUGGUGGGUUGGCUUCAAGGCUUUAUAUUUAUAAGUCAAACGAAUCCUUUGACCGCCUUCCUUCUUCUCAUACCUGCUUUUACCGGAUUUGUUUUCCUGCUUACUCAUCAAUGGCCAUGAUGCAACAGCGCCUCAAUGUCAUCACUCAGGAGCAUGUUGGUUGUAGCUUUGGAACAUGGUGACAAUGCAUGCAUUCUUCGCUUGUACAGAAGAUAUUAUAUAUAUAAAUAGGGUAAAUUAUGAUGAAAUUUUCUAAUUAGACUUGACUUGCAUGAUAUGAUGUUUUCUUUUGUUUGUUGCC
Molecule: messenger RNA, 2672 nt
Organism: Lactuca virosa
Lineage: Eukaryota; Viridiplantae; Streptophyta; Magnoliopsida; Asterales; Asteraceae
Source: the annotation of a GenBank genome assembly